Messenger RNA from Quercus robur (English oak), 936 nucleotides. RefSeq lists its product as uncharacterized. The transcript is spliced from 2 exons. Bases 1 to 936 code for a protein of 311 amino acids. The record is from RefSeq and is a predicted model, not a curated record. Lineage: Eukaryota; Viridiplantae; Streptophyta; Magnoliopsida; Fagales; Fagaceae.
AUGAAGCUACGACUCCAGCAGGUUCAGCAGGUUCAACAGGAUGAAAGCCGGUCCAAGGGCAACCUGGAGGGAGAAGGGGAUAGCCACAGGAGAGGGGGUCAACGUCCAAAAAGGCCGGUAGACUACUUACUUACCGUAAAGCAGGGAGAGAAGGAAACUUUGAGGUCAUAUGUCAAACGAUUCACCCGAGAGACUUUGGAGGUGGACGAAGCCGAUGACAAGGUGCAGCUGACGACCUUCAAAGCAGGGCUGAGGUCCAGAGAUCUUGUGGCCUCCCUCGCUAAGAAUCCACCAAAGACGAUGGCAGAAAUGCUCUUGAAGGCACAGAAGUACAUGAAUGCUGAAGACGCUUUAGCUGCCAUAAAGGAUACCGAGAAGCCAGGCGACAAGGCAAGGAGGGAAGACGAUCGCAGGGGGCAGAAGAGAGAUCGACCAGAUCGUUGGAACAACGACGGGAAUAGGAGGAAAGAUGAUAAAAAUCCUCGGACGGUAAGAUUUACUCCUCUGGUCAUGCUUGUUGACAAGAUUUUCACGCAGAUCAAGGACGAGCAUUAUCUCAAAUGGCCCAGACCAUUGCACUCAUCCCCUAAUGUCCGCGACAAGAACAAGUACUGCCGGUUCCACAAGGAUCACGGCUACAACACGGAAGAUUGCAGGGACCUGAAGGAACAGAUAGAGGAGUUAAUACGGAAAGGGAAGUUACAGAAAUAUGUGAAGAAAGGAGAAUAUAGCAAGUCCAGAAAUGACGAUAAAACCCAGCACGAAUCAUUCUCCCGGGGUGACGAUCGUUCGUCCCAUCCUCCAAACAAGGUGAUCGGCGAGAUCAACACAAUCACAGGAGGGCCGUUCUCAGGAGGGUCGUUUAAGUCACUCAAAAAGGCAUACCAGAGACAAGUUAACAGCGUCCACACCGUACCCCCGUCCAAGCACCGAUGA